AUGCAAAGUUAUACAUUGGUCUGCUUGAUUCUUGUGAUUGCAUUAACUGAAGGACUGUUUUUCAGCUCUAAACCGAAAUGUCCGAUAAAACAAUACAAAUCAAGCAAAUACAUAGUCGGAGAUAAACUCUUAGUGCACGAAGACUUCUAUGAGCGUGUGAAAUCAUUAGAAGAUGUUGCAAAAGAUUGUAAAGUUCGCAUCUAUGUCAAAGGAUCCUACUACCAAUUACCAAACCCUUCACAACAAGUAUUGGUAUCCGAUGCAGAUCUAGUUAUCGGUCAUGGCUUUCAAUUCGAAGUUCGAAAUGAAAAUAAUGCACUUUUGUGCAAUAAAAUCUGUCUUUCGAAAACUCCAACGGACAUGGCGGAAGUGAAAUGUUUAUUGCAAGGUGUCGUUAAUCGUGGUUUAACAUGGUCACGAUACUAUCCCGAUGUGAUUAGUGAUGGUACCUAUGCUUCCAAUACAUAUGGAUACCAAACAUUGAAAACUGACAUUCAAACACGAUGUGAAAAGGAGAAAUUCAAACGGCAACUUCUUCGAGCUCUUCGUCAAAUGUACGAAGAAGAUGAACAAGAUUCCAAUGACCAAGAUGGCGAUGAUGAGAAGAAGAAAUAA
Adineta ricciae is the source of this 615-nucleotide messenger RNA. The record is from the annotation of a GenBank genome assembly. Lineage: Eukaryota; Metazoa; Rotifera; Eurotatoria; Adinetida; Adinetidae.